This is a messenger RNA of Naegleria gruberi, 1538 nucleotides long. RefSeq lists its product as uncharacterized. The transcript is spliced from 2 exons. Gene Ontology annotation, biological process: clathrin-dependent endocytosis; vesicle organization; actin filament polymerization. Gene Ontology annotation, molecular function: phosphatidylinositol binding; microtubule binding. The record is from RefSeq and is a predicted model, not a curated record. The coding region runs from base 1 to 1518 and encodes 505 amino acids. Gene Ontology annotation, cellular component: cytoplasm; plasma membrane; vesicle. Lineage: Eukaryota; Heterolobosea; Eutetramitea; Acrasida; Naegleriidae.
AUGAGCACAACCGAUCUAUCUGGUCUGCCUCCAUCUGCAGUUGCGAUCACAACUUCAUAUUCGUACAAAGUCGAUUUGUGGGAUAAAUUCACAGAAUUGGCAGAGAAAUUGGUGGUGAGCAAAGCUGAUGUAAAACAAUUCCAAAGUUUAAUUAAAGAGACAGCUAGUCUCUAUGAAACAAUCGGUAAAAAGUUGUCUAAAACAAAACUCACUACCGAAAAGAAUUCAUUUGAAACUGGGGAACCUUUUGAUAGAAUGGCAACCGGUUUGCAAACUAUUGGUAAUCAAUAUCUUGAUUCAUCAAGAGAUUUAUCUGAAAAUUUAUUCAAGGAAAUUACAGCUUUAAGAAAGGAACUUUCUAAAUCAAUUAAAGCUGCAAUCAAGGAGGAGAAAAAGUUGAGAUCGGACCUAAACAAUACUAGACAUGAUGCUCAACAAGCCAAACAAAAAGACCAAGAAGAAAAGAAACACUUGGAAGAAUUGCAACUCACUCUUUAUAGUGACAAUGCAAUGCCACCAAAAAAGUUGGAAAAAUUAAAUAAGGAAGUUAAUACUUAUGAAAAGAGAUCUAAAAAAGCUGAAGAAGAUUAUGAUUUGGCUAUUAGGAAAUUACAUGAUAUGGAUCAACAAUACUAUGCAAAGUUAGGUGCUCUUAUGGCAAGCUUGGAAGCUUUGGAUAGAAAGAGAUGUAAUGAAAUGAAAGAUUUGCUUGUUCGUUUUGCUAAAAUGAACUUUGCUAUCGGAAAGAGUACUACAGCUCAAUCAGAUUACAUGGAACAAAGCUUUGAAUCAAUGAAUGAGGAAAGAGAAAUUCAAACAUUUAUUGGUGGUAUUAGAUCAGGCAGUAGACCACCUGCUCCUGAUCAAUUUGAACCUUAUGUUAUUAAGAUUCCAGAUGAACUUAAUAAGAAGAGAUUCUCCACAAUGAAUGGAUCUGUUUCAUCUCCUGUUAGCCCUGUUGGUACCAGUAGCACUACUUCUGUUUCAAGUGUUAAAAUAACACCACCACCAACAACAACUAUUAAUCAACCUCCUCCAGUUAGCAGUAUUUCAACCAAUGCAUCAACUGAACCUAAAAAAACCACAACAACUGCUAAACCUAUUGAAGAAGAAAUUCCAACAAAGGUUAUCAAGACUGUUACCUGUAUAUAUGGUUAUGAUGCGGCUGAUGAAGGUGAACUUACAAUCAAGGAAGGUGAUUAUAUUAAUGUACUUGCCAUGAAUGACGACGGAUGGUGGUUAGGUAUUAAUAAUAGUGGAAUGACUGGUUUGUUCCCUUCAAACUUUGUGGAAGAAACUCAAGGUUCAAUAAUACCAGAGGAUUUACUUACUAUUAAUAAGGGAUCAAAGGUUGUAGCUCAAUAUGACUAUGAGGCUCAAGAUGAUCAAGAAAUUAGUUUCAAAGCAGGAGAAAUUGUAACAGUAGUAGAAGUUAACACAGAUGGUUGGUUUAUUGGUGAAAAUUCUUCGGGAGCUCAAGGCCUCAUUCCAUCCAACUUUUUCAAAUUGGCUAAAUAAAACCAAAUAACUUUUUUAUC